This is a messenger RNA of Xiphias gladius (swordfish), 9691 nucleotides long. RefSeq names its product notch receptor 2 (gene notch2). Gene Ontology annotation, molecular function: signaling receptor activity; calcium ion binding; Notch binding. Gene Ontology annotation, cellular component: signaling receptor complex; plasma membrane. The transcript is spliced from 35 exons. The record is from RefSeq and is a predicted model, not a curated record. The coding region runs from base 517 to 8028 and encodes 2503 amino acids. Lineage: Eukaryota; Metazoa; Chordata; Actinopteri; Istiophoriformes; Xiphiidae. Gene Ontology annotation, biological process: heterophilic cell-cell adhesion; regulation of DNA-templated transcription; apoptotic process.
UCCUCCGCUGCGGGGACACGGAGAAAGAAAACUUACAGCGUCUUCUUAUGCUUUGUCCUGGCUGGAAUUAACGGACAUAUCGAGUAAUAAGACUUUUCCGCAGACGGUAACCAGCACAAUUUUGAUACCCGCCUUUAACGAAACGUUUUUACCAUCAUUUCAGCCCGACGAUAGAUCCCCGCCGACUUCAGCGGAAGGAUAUGUGUGUUUGUUUCUUGGCUAGCAGUGGCUUCAGUGUGUGGCACACGUACGGAGGUGGGAGACGCUUCGGCCCCGUGUGUCACUGAGUAGAAAGUCACAUUUACGUAUAUUUUUUUUUAUAAUGUUAUAACGUAAGGGCUCGGAGCAGUAACACGUGUACAAGAAUACCGAGAUGUUGUAAUUUGGCACGACACGUAAUUUUUUUCCCCUCUUAACUGUGUGUUAGCCGUUUCCGACGAGACUUUUUGAGAACUAACCGUCCUGGGAGACAGCUCAACUCUGGGCUGGCGACCUUAUGUGGAUUUUACAGAAAAUAUGGAGCAGAUCCCCGGUUUCUCCUCGGGCAAGUCACUAGUCUUUUUCUCCUGCUUCAUCCACCUCUCUUUGGCUCUGCAAUGUAUGGAUGAUAAGGCGCCUUGUGUUAACAACGCUACAUGUCUGACCUUUACCAAUGGCACUGAAUACUGCAGGUGUGCACCUGGCUUCCUGGGUGAGUAUUGCCACCACAAGGACCCUUGUCAACCUGGCUACUGUCUGAAUGGAGGGAACUGCUCAGUUUCCAUGUCAGCUGGUGUACCUGUACCAGGCAGCGCCACCUGCACCUGCCCUCUUGGCUUCACUGGACAGCACUGCCAAACUCCCCAAAAUUCCACAUGUUACCCCAACAACCCCUGUGCCAACAAAGGUUUCUGCACCCUGCUGUCCCUCGACAAGUACAAGUGCGAGUGUGCCAGAGGAUGGACAGGACCACGAUGUGAGCAUGAAGACAGCUGUCUAUCUAGUCCCUGUGCCAACGGUGGGAAGUGCAGCUCUCCAUCUGCUGGUAGCUACAAAUGUUCCUGUCCUCCUGGCUACAUAGGUUCUCGCUGCCUUAAUGACACAGAUGAAUGUGCCGCCACACCUUCUAUAUGCCAGAAUGAAGGAGUAUGCAUCAACACCCCUGGCUCCUACAAGUGUUUCUGUGCCCCAGGGUUUACGGGCCGACAUUGUGAAAGUUCCUACAUCCCAUGCUCUCCUUCACCAUGCCUAAAUGGAGGCACCUGCCACCAGAACUCUGAAACCAGUUACUCAUGCCACUGCCUUCCAGGUUUCAAUGGGACUAACUGUGAGAACAACAUCGAUGACUGCCCCGGUCAUCAGUGUGCCAAUGGCGGAACCUGCAUGGACGGAGUCAACACUUACAACUGUCAGUGCCCUCCAGAGUGGACUGGUCAGCACUGUACAGAGGAUGUGGAUGAGUGUCGUCUACAGCCAAACACUUGCCAGAACGGGGGCACCUGUAGCAACCUGAUCGGCAGCUAUGUGUGCGUGUGCGUUAAUGGCUGGAGUGGCCCCGACUGCUCUGAGAACAUUGAUGACUGUGCUACAGCUGCAUGCAGCCCAGGCUCCACAUGCAUCGACCGCGUUGCCUCGUUUAUCUGUGUCUGCCCUUACGGAAAGACAGGUUUGCUGUGCCACAGAGAUGAUGCCUGUAUCAGUAACCCCUGCAGAGAGGGCUCUCAGUGUGACACCAACCCCAUCAGUGGCAUGUUCAACUGUAACUGUCCACCUGGAUAUGUAGGCAACACAUGCAACAUCGACAGAGAUGAAUGCAGCAUUGGUACCAACCCUUGUGAGCAUGGUGGUCAGUGUGUGAACACUGAUGGCUCCUUCACCUGUAACUGUGUUAGGGGUUACGCUGGGCCGCGCUGUGAACAAGAUGUCAACGAGUGCGCUUCGAACCCCUGCCAGAACGAUGGCACUUGUCUGGAUCGCAUUGGGGACUACACCUGCAUCUGCAUGCCUGGAUUUGAGGGGACUCAUUGUGAGAUAGAAGUGGAUGAGUGUCUCAGCUCCCCCUGUCUGAACCAGGGUAAAUGUGUGGACCAGGUCAGCCGCUUUGUCUGCGAGUGCCCAGCAGGCUUCAGUGGUGAAAUGUGUCAGAUAGACAUUGAUGAGUGCUCAAGCACACCCUGUUUAAAUGGGGCCAAGUGUAUCGACCGACCCAACGGAUAUGAUUGUGAAUGUGCUGAAGGCUUCACUGGUCUAUUAUGUGAGGAGAACAUCAAUGAAUGCAUACCAGAGCCAUGCCACCAUGGUGUGUGUAAAGAUGGCAUCGCCACCUUCUCCUGUGAGUGCUAUCCUGGAUAUACAGGCUCCAUCUGUAAUAUCCAGGUCCAAGAGUGCCACAGCAACCCUUGUCAGAACCGAGGACGCUGCAUCGACCUGGUCAAUGCUUACCAAUGUAACUGCCCAGCAGGAACUACUGGGGUAAACUGUGAGAUCAAUGAAGAUGACUGUGCCAGCAACCCCUGUGAGUACGGAGAGUGCCAGGAUGGCAUUAACGAGUACAAAUGUGUGUGCGCCCCAGGAUAUACAGGAGUUAAAUGCGAUGUGGAGAUCAACGAGUGUAACUCAAACCCAUGCAUGAGUGGGGGAACCUGUGUGGACAAGGUCAACGGGUUCCAAUGCUUGUGCCCACCCAGCACCCACGGCCCUCUGUGCCUCUCUGGGACAGACCACUGUGCUCCUCAGCCUUGUGUGCAUGGAGAAUGUAUUGAACAGCAACAUGGGUACCGCUGUGAGUGUGAAGCUGGCUGGGUGGGACAGCACUGUGAGCAGGAAAAGGAUGAGUGCCAGCCCAGUCCGUGCCAAAAUGGUGGCACCUGUUUGGACCGACAUAAUGGCUACACCUGCCAGUGCCAACCUGGAUUCAGAGGUGUGAAUUGUGAGAAGAACAUAGAUGAAUGUGCAUCUGGGCCCUGUCUAAACCAAGGCUUUUGUAUAGAUGGAAUCAAUAGUUACACCUGCCAGUGUAGUCCACCAUUCACGGGUAAACACUGUGAGGUGGAACAGGUUCCCUGUGCCUCUCAUCCAUGUGAGAGGGGAGGAGUUUGUCAUCCAUCUGCAGACUACACCUCUUACACCUGUCGGUGUCCCACUGGUUGGCAAGGUCAGCGCUGCAGUGAGGAUGUGAAUGAAUGCAAAAAGAACCCUUGCAAAAAUGGUGGCCGUUGCAUGAACAGCCCAGGCAGCUAUACGUGUAAAUGUCAACCCGGAUACAGCGGACACAACUGUCAGACAGACAUUGACGACUGCUCACCCAACCCAUGCCUGAAUGGAGGCUCCUGUGUGGACGAUGUUGGGAGUUUCUCUUGUGACUGCCGCCCGGGUUUUGAAGGGGAGCGCUGUGAGACUGAGGUAGAUGAGUGCGCCAGCCAGCCCUGCAGGAACGGUGCCAUCUGCCGGGACUACGUCAACAGCUUUGUGUGCGAGUGCCGACCGGGCUUUGAUGGAAUCCUGUGCGAACACAACAUACUUGAAUGUACUGAGAGCUCCUGCCUGAAUAAUGGGACUUGCAUUGAUUACAUCAACACUUUCUCUUGCCGUUGCCGUCCUGGUUUUUACGGGACAUUCUGUGAGUACGAGCAGAACGAGUGCGACUCUCAGCCAUGUAAACACGGAGGAACCUGCACCGACGGCCUGGGCACCUAUCGCUGCACCUGCCCCAUGGGAUACAGUGGACAGAACUGCCAGAACCUUGUCAACCUGUGCAGCCAGGUGCGCUGUCUCAAUGGCGGCUCCUGCUCUCAGGAAAUAACCCACUGGAAGUGCCACUGUCAAAUGGAAUGGACGGGACUUUAUUGUGAUGUUCCCAGCAUGUCCUGCCAAGACUAUGCUGCUAAAAACGGUCUGGAGGUGGAGAACGUGUGUAAGAAUGCUGGGCAGUGUGUAAAUCUGGGUAAUUCCCACCAGUGCAAGUGCCAGCCAGGAUACAUGGGCAGUUACUGUGAAGAGAUGGUCGAUGAGUGCCAGUCAAACCCUUGUCGCAAUGGAGCUACAUGCAAGGACUAUCAGGGCACAUACGAGUGUAUAUGUAAACCGGGCUACCAGGGGGUGAACUGUGAGUAUGAUGUGGAUGAAUGCCACUCUAAGCCCUGCCUUCAUGGAGGAACCUGUAUCAACCUCAUAAACCGCUUUACCUGCGCCUGCCCACCUGGAACACACGGGCUCCAGUGUGAAGUUAAUGUGGAUGACUGUGCGCCCAAGCCUGGCUCCUGGGAGCCUCGCUGUCGGAAUGGAGGACAGUGUGUGGACGGUGUAGGCCGUUACACGUGCUCUUGCCCUCCAGGAUUCGUUGGAGAACACUGUGAGGGAGAUCUCAACGAAUGCCGGUCUGGGCCCUGCCACUCUCCUGGCAGCCUCGACUGUGUGCAGCUGGUUAACAAUUACCAGUGUCGCUGUCGCCUCGGAUACAUGGGUCGUCAUUGUGAGUCCAUGGUGGAUCUGUGUCUGUCUAAGCCGUGCCACAACGGUGGCGUCUGCUCUAUGAACAUGAGCUCAGUACAUGGCUACACCUGCUCCUGUGCUUCUGGUUUUACUGGGUUCAACUGUGAAAUAGAAAUAGAAGGCCACUGUGCAAAGCUACGUUGCCAGAAUGGUGGGCGCUGUGUGGAGUCACCAGUCGGCCACCUGUACUGCCAGUGCCAGCCUGGCUUCACCGGCCUACACUGUGAGAAUGAACAGAGGUGUCAGUGGAGCUGCCAAAAUGGAGGAACCUGCGUCAAAGACCCGUCCAAUCCGAACCAGUACAGCUGCCGCUGUCCCAUGCGCUUCUCCGGACGAUACUGUGAGAACACACUACUUGUAACAGUCACUCCAACCUGCCCCUAUCCGCAGUGUGAGCGGCAGUCAGGGGAUAAGGUGUGUGACGAUCAGUGUAACAACCAUGAAUGCAAGUGGGAUGGAGGAGACUGCUCGCUCAACUGGCAACAGCCUUGGGUUAACUGCACUGCCAGUGUUCCCUGCUGGGAUCUCUUUAAGAAUGGCCAUUGUGAUAAGGAGUGUGACAACCCUGGGUGCCUCUUUGACAGCUUUGAGUGCUGGGAGACCACACCGACCCCCUGCAAGUAUGACAAGUACUGCGCAGACCACUACCAUAAUGGCAUCUGCGACCAGAGCUGCUACACGGCGGCUUGUGGCUGGGAUGGCCUGGACUGUUCUACCGACAUUCCAGCCAACGUGGCGAUUGGCACUCUGGUUAUCGUGGUCCGGCUGCAACCCGAGGAGCUGAUUGGGGACUUAAACGGUUUCUUGCGCUCCCUGGGAGCCCUGCUGCACACCAACCUGCACGUGAAGCGGGAUAAAAAUAAUAACCCAAUGGUGUACCCUUACUAUGGGGUGGAGGAGGAGCAGGGACGACACAUACAGAGGAGCAGAAGCAAGCGGGAGCUGGAGAGGGAGGUUAUUGGCUCUGAGGUGCACCUACAAAUUGACAACCGAGAAUGUUCCCAGAGUUCUGUCGACUGUUUCUCCAACACUGAUGAGGCUGCGUCCUACAUUGCAGCAGCACACAUCAAGGCUGAACUGCCUUACCCUCUAGUAACUGUUAAAAGUGACCCGACCGUGCCAUCUAAGCCAUUGUAUCUGAUGUACCUGAUUGGAGUGUCCGUGGUUAUUAUUCUGCUUAUCCUGGUGCUGGGGGUGCUAGCAGCCAAGAGGAAGCAUAAACACGGUGUCCUGUGGCUGCCUGAUGGCUUUUUGGCCAGUAAAAAUGACAAGAGGAGAGAGCCUGUCGGACAAGAUGACUUUGACAUGAAGAAUUUCAAGAGCCAGGAUGGAGCCAUGAUUGAUGGAGGUCAGAGUCAGAGAUGGCUGGAAGAAGAGGUCCCAUCCAAGAAGCCAAGAACUGAAGACAAACCCCUGCUGCCCAUUGCUAUGGAUGGAGGCGUUGACCAAAGGGAGUGGACCUUGCAGCACCGCAAGGCUGCUGACAUCACGCUCACUCCCCCACAAGCCGACCUGGAUGCUGACUGUCUGGAUGUUAACGUCAAGGGACCUGACGGCUUCACCCCGCUGAUGUUGGCAUCGCUGCGUAACGGUGGAGGCCCGGACUGCAGCCUGCACGGAGAAGAGGAGGAGGAGAGUGGAGGAGAUGAACCAGGGCCGAGUAUCAUUUCAGACCUUAUCGCUCAGGGGGCUUCACUGAUGGCCCAGACAGACCGCACAGGAGAAACAGCGCUCCACCUGGCUGCUCGCUAUGCCAGAGCGGAUGCUGCUAAGAGACUGCUGGACGCUGGAGCUGAUCCCAACGCCCAUGACAACAUGGGCAGAACUCCUCUGCAUGCUGCCGUGGCGGCAGAUGCCCAGGGAGUCUUCCAGAUUCUGAUUCGUAAUCGUGCAACAGAGCUGGAUGCCCGGAUGAAUGACGGCACUACUCCCCUGAUCCUGGCAGCCAGGCUAGCUGUGGAGGGCAUGGUGGAAGAGCUGAUCCACUGCCACGCUGACAUCAAUGCAGUAGACGACCAUGGCAAAUCUGCUCUGCACUGGGCAGCUGCAGUUAAUAAUGUGGAGGCCACUCUUGUGCUUUUGAAGAAUGGAGCCAACCGUGACAUGCAAGACAAUAAGGAGGAGACCCCACUCUUCCUGGCAGCCAGAGAAGGCAGCUUCGAGGCAGCUCAGGUUCUCCUUGAUCACUACUCAAACCGUGACAUCACUGACCACUUGGAUCGGCUGCCACGCGAUACCGCUCAAGAACGUAUGCAUCAUGACAUAGUCCGCCUGCUGGACCAGUACAAUUUGGUGCACAGUCCACACAACGGGCCUAACCACAUGGGUGGAGGAGGAAACUCGGUUAUGUGUGGGGCCAAUGGAGCAGGCUUCAUUGGCAUGCGCCCCGGACCACAGGGGAAGAAGAGCAGGAGGGGCGGAGGUGGGGCGAAGGUGGGAGGUGUUGGCGGGGGAGCUAAGGAGUUGAAAGACAUGAAGGCAAAGAGAAGAAAGAAGCCUGCUGGAGGUGAGGGGCCAGGCGUGGGUGCUGGAGUGGGAGGGGGAAGCGGAGGAGGUACGGGAGGAGGGAGCACGAAUGGCAUGAAGGCAGCAGGAGGACUUCCAGAGAGCUCUGUCACCAUGUCACCUGUUGACUCCCUGGAAUCACCACACUCAUACACAGGUGAUGUGUCCGGCGCUGUCUCCACAACAGCAAACUCCCCUCCCCUCCUAAGCAGCCCCACCUCCAGACCAAUGCUGCCCCCUGUCAGCCACAUGCUUGGACAGCAGCAGGGCUGGGUGGGCAUGACCAAGCACGGCUACAGCGGCCACAUGUUCGGCCUCGUACCGCACCAGAUGGGGGGAUCUCACCCUGGCAUGGGCCAACACCAUGGCCAGGGCCCAAUGCUGACCCCCAUGAAUGUCACCAUGAGCAGAGAGCAGCUGCCGCCCAUUGUUACGUUCCAGAUGAUGGCUCCUGGAGGAGGCCAGGCUAUGUUGAAGCAGCCACAGCCUGGGCAGGUACAAGUCACGCAGUCCCAGGGGCAGAACCAGAGUCAGGGUCGCCCCCAGCAGGCGCCAAGCCACCUCCACUGCACCCAAGGUAUGAUGUACCAGAUACCUGAGCAGAUGAGCAUGACGCACGGGCUCUCCCACAGCCUGCAGCACCCCCACACCGUCGGCCACGGAGGGAUCGAAGGCCAGUCUCGACCACUGCCCUCCUAUCCGCCCAUGCAGAGCCCUGUGGAUAAAUACCCCACACCCCCUUCCCAGCACAGUUACGCCACUGCUGGCUCAGAGGGCACCACCCCCGGCCACUCUGCCCAUCCACCCAGCGAGCACCCGUAUCUCACCCCUUCACCAGAAUCCCCAGACCCUUGGUCGUCCUCGUCGCCUCACUCCAACUCAGACUGGUCUGACGUCACCACCAGCCCCACCCCUCUGGGGAACCCACACCACGCACUAGCAUCAUCACACCACACACACAUUCCAGAGCAGGUGCAGCCGCAGCCGCAGUCGCAACAGAUGCAGCAGGCCUCUCAACAGCCGCAGCUUGGAAACAUGCAGGUGUUUGCGUAAGCAGGCCGGAGGACAGCUUGAAACAGACUGACUUUGGGGUUUUGUGUAGUUAAAUAACAACACAUGAUAACUCAUUCAAUGCUUUUCUCAUCUCUUUUAUUAAUUCUCUUUGUAUGUUCGUCAUUGUUAUUAUCGGUCACCUCCCCUUUUACGUUUUCUUCUCCUCUUUGCACUUAAGAAAACUGUCUAUAGUUUCUAAAACGUCAUUGAGUAUUAUCAGCUAGAUAUCAAAAGUUCUCUAUACCAAAAAUCGUGGAGUUAGAUGUCUGUCAUAAGCUGAAAUCAGUUUUUCCAUGUAGUUCCUUCAAUCCCAGCCAAGCAUCCUCUGCCUUCUGUUGGUUGAGGCAGGACUUUUUCUUCUCCGUCUUUGGCACCCAAACACAAACUGUUUAUCGAGGGAUCAUCGAGGAACUGCCGACCAAAUGGUGGUCAGCUGGUACUGCAUCGGAAAAACAGACAGUUGAGAUGGACACUGAGAAAGGACUGCAGACGUUCUGCAUUGAUAUUUACUGUUUUGGAGGACAUUGUUAGUUCUUUCUGCUAUAUGCUAUCCGUAUGUGUUGUUUAAUGUGAUAAACCUGCCAAAACUAACUCGUCGUUGAAACUAUUCACUCUACUUUUUUAAUACAAUGGGUCACAUUCAGUUGAUGCUUUUAUUCUCAAAGCAAGACUACUUAGUUGUCACCUUAUUUUUUUCAUUCAUGCAUUGUUUUUUUUUAAAUGUUUUACUGUGGGGAAGGGGGAAUUUUAUAAAAGGCCAUUGCAUGAUUCGAAAGACAAACACCAAGAAAAUAACAGAGUAGAAAGACGUGCACUCAGAGGCAUCUUGUUACUAAACACAGUGAAUUCACCAUAUUUUGAAGGCAGUUACUGUUACAGAAAUACAGAAGAGUUGUUUUGAAACCCAAGUUAAGUUUUUACGGCCACCGUCAUAUCCUGUCUUGUGAUAUCUCAUCACAGAUGCUGCCACUAUACUUCCUGUGUUGCUGGGGGAUUAAUUCAGAAGCUUGACAAACUUUAUGCAAAAACAUACAUUAGUUCUGUCACACUCAUUGUUACUGUUGUGCACCUGGGUUUAGUUUGUUGUAUGAUGAAAUGUACAUAGACUUACAGUAUAGCACAUUCUGCUUGUCAUUACCGAGCUUAAUUUGGCAAAGACGUGUUGACUCUUUAAAAACAUUUUUUUAUAUGAAUAUUGUUCGCACUUGAAUGAUUCUGAAUGUUACUGAGGUGCGUGUUUUACCUUUAACCUGCCUCUUUUCUAAGUAGUUUCUCUUCCAAAAUCAUCUAACCAGUUUCGCCUUUUGCUUAACUACAAUCAGUGUAUCUCAGCACCUUUUUAAAUUGUCAUGAUUCACAUACCAAGUCUGGAGGUGUGUAAGGUUUAAUAAAGUUAGUUUUUGUUUGUUUUUUUUGUCUUCCUUCUUAAAGUUGAUGUUGAGCAUAGCUUUGUGUGACUGCUCUGUAGACACAGACAAUCAUUCACUGUUUUACUUUUGAAACUUAAAAAAGGAACAUCCGUGUCUCUAAGACCAAAUUUUAUUUUAUUCAGCCAAAAAUGUAUGUCAUGUCCAAAUUUCUGUUGGUUGUUUCCCUCGUUUGCAAAAGUUGCGCAAUCUCUGAAAAUCUCUAAAAAAAAAAAAAAAAAAGUGAGACACACAGC